This is a messenger RNA of Penicillium manginii, 861 nucleotides long. RefSeq lists its product as uncharacterized. The coding region runs from base 1 to 861 and encodes 286 amino acids. Gene Ontology annotation, cellular component: membrane. NCBI's taxonomy places the organism in Eukaryota, Fungi, Ascomycota, Eurotiomycetes, Eurotiales, Aspergillaceae. The transcript is spliced from 2 exons. The record is from RefSeq and is a predicted model, not a curated record.
AUGCGUCGCAUUCCAUCGUCGACCCUCUUUGGGGUCGAUCCAGUUCGCGACAACCUCCACUACUAUGAAACAAGCUGGCUCCUCUCUCCUACCCUCCUCGCCAGCUUGCGCGCCCUAAUUUCGACCUAUAUUUUUGUCUCAAUUUUCUUCAUCUGGGGCUGGGAUGGCACCCAUGGCGACCGCGAUGCUAUCGGCCAGUCCUUUAGCUUCUUCACCUGGUUAACCUACUGGGGAUUGGGCUUCUAUACCCUCUUCGCCGCUAUUCAUACUGCGUUAUACGCUCGUACUGGGCGCUCAGUACUCUUCGACCGCUGGCCACGAACUCUGCGUGCUAUGCAUGGCAUUCUUUACACAACUAUCACUGUUUAUCCGCCACUGGUCACACUGGUCUUUUGGAUCAUCCUCUUCAAGCCGCCAUUCUACAAGGAAACCUUUACGGGCUGGUCGAAUAUUUCCCAGCACGGCCUCAAUUCGCUGUACGCCAUUCUCGAAAUCACCCUCCCGACCACAGCCCCACACCCCUGGAUCUACAUCCCGUUCCUCAUCCUCUUCCUGCUGCUGUAUCUCUGCGUCGCGUAUAUCACCGUUCACACCGAGGGCUUUUACGCGUACAGUUUCCUCGAUAUUCAGGCCAAUGGCUCGCCGCUUGUGACAGGGUAUUGCUUCGGUAUCCUUGCUGCUAUCUUGGUUAUCUUCCUCGUUACGUGGGGGUUGAUCUGGUUGAGAGGAUGGUUAGUUAAGGGGCGGAUUAAGAGAUCGACUCGUGAUCCUCUUUAUGGGCAGGAUCGCUGCCAUGGUCUCGAGGCAGGGGACCAGGUUGGGAAGGUUGAACCGUGCGAGAUGAAGCAUGUGCAGGUUUAG